GUACACACGUGAGGAGUUAUUAUAAGAUGGACAUCAGAGGAUUCUUUAAAGCAAAAAUUAAAGAGAAAGCCGCCAUUAAGGAAGAUGAAGACGAUUUUAAGAGCGUAAAGAGAAGGAGAACUGGAGAUAAAAGGAAGAAGCCUCGUCCCCGUAUUUUAAGUGAUUCUGACGACGAGGAAAAAAAGGAGACAAAGCGUGUCAAGACCACACCUCCUGCUGCAAAAGAGGUAGAGCUAAGGAGAUCUACGAGGAUUACACCUUUGAAAGAAAAACAUGGCCAUUUAAAAAAACCUAAUAAAGCCACACCCAUUAAGACGAAGAAUAGGAAAGAGAUUUCAUCAGCUGAGGAAUUCUUUGGUUCUGCUCCUGUAGCCACACCCACUAGCAAUAAGAAAAGUACAAAAAAAGAAGAGCCUAAAGAGACACGCCCACAAGAUAUAGCAGCUGAAAAACCAGCAAAAGGAAAGAGAAAAAUACAAUAUAUUGAUAUUGAAGAAGAACCACCUGCUCAAAAGCUUAAGUUGUUACGUGAUAAAGAUCAAAAGGAUUUGUCGACUGAUAAAGGACACGUCUCAGAAUCACCCCCUCUCCCUCCUCCGGCACAUAUUGAUCUUACUUCAUCAUGUGAAUCAGUCAAACAGGAACCUAAAACAAUCAAACAGGAGCCUAAAAAAGUCAAACAGGAGCCUAAAAAAGUCAAACAGGAACCUAAACAAGUCAAACAGGAAUCGAAGCCUGUCAAACAAGAUAGUAAACCAGUUUCAGAUGUAAAACCUACUGCAUCAAGUGAGCCAGCGAAAAGGCAGAAAUCGAGUACACCACCUGCAAAAUCUGUCAAGCCUGUUACUGAGGCUGAGACUGCUUUAAAGACUCCAGCCGCUAAAAGGUACGACAGCUAUCGUGAGUACAUGAACAGAGGCGGGCCUAAAGCACCUGGAUCUAAGGAAAUACCACAAGGCGCCCCUAAUUGCUUGUAUGGUCUUACGUUUGUGUUCACUGGCGUGGGAGAGUCAAUGGAGAGGGAGGAAGCAGCUGACAUAGUUAAGAGUUAUGGUGGUCGUGUUACAACUAGUUUGAGCAAGAAGACUAAUUACCUGGUGGUUGGUGAGGGGGCGGGAGUCAGUAAACUAUCACAGGCUAAAUCUUUGAACGUUUGCGAGAUUGAUGAAGAUGGUUUCUUAGAGCUUAUAAGGACUCGUCCUGAGAGAAAGGGUGUGGUCACCACGCCCACAAACACAGGUGUAAAGUCUCGUAAAAGGAAGGGUAGCUCUAAUGAACCCAUACCCGUGACCACACCCCCUCCUGCCACUAAAAGACCAUGUUAUUCAGUUAUGACACCUACUUCAACAUUAACCACACCCACAACCCCAACCACACCCACUGAUCUAAGCUCUAUUCCUACUUCAUCAUUUUAUCCAACCACACCCACUUCAACGAAAUCUGCAAAACCGAAAGGACCCUCAACGUUAUUGUGGGUUGAUAAAUACGCCCCAGCUAGUGUCAAGGGUAUCAUUGGACAGCAAGGUGGAAAGAGCAAUGCUAACAAACUCUUAGAGUGGCUGAAAGUUUGGCACAAGUAUCAUGGAGUGUCGGCAAGCACUAGGAAACUAACUGGAGAAGGUGUGUUUCAUAAAGCAGCUCUAUUAUCCGGCCCACCUGGAAUAGGGAAGACUACCACAGCUGUACUUGUUUGUAAAGAAUUAGAUUACACAUUCACUGAGCUAAAUGCAAGUGCCACUAGGAGCAGGAAGUCACUGCAACAGUUUGUAACCGACUCACUGUCCUCUCACUCAAUGGACUCUUACAUUACUGGCGGUUCUCAGAGACACCAUGUCCUUAUAAUGGAUGAAGUUGAUGGUAUGGCUGGUAAUGAAGACAGGGGAGGAGUAAUGGAGUUGAUACAGUUGAUUAAGACAUCCCGUGUCCCUAUCAUUUGCAUCUGUAACGAUCGUAGUCAAGCGAAAAUGAGAUCUCUAGCAAAUUAUUGCUUUGAUUUGAGAUUUUAUAAACCGAAACUCGAACAGAUUAAAGGUCCGAUGAUGUCUGUGGCUUUCAAGGAAGGCAUAAAGAUAAAGCCGGAAGCACUGAAUGAGAUCAUAAUAUCUUGCAAUUAUGAUAUUAGGCAGGUAUUACAUAGUCUGUCGAUGUUAGCUGCUGGCACUACUAGUAUCACUAAAGAGUCUCUCGGAGGAGGAGAAGGAAAGACCUCCAUUAGGAAGAGCCCCUUUGACGUGGUUCGAAAGGUCUUCCAACCUUUUGACGGGCAGAGGGAGCUAUCGCUGAGGGAGAAAUCUGAUUUAUUUUUUACCGAUUAUUCUUUAAUGCCACUUUUUGUACAAGAGAAUUAUCUUCAAGUCAAGCCGGUUAACAAUACUGGGACUGCUACACUUUCAAAGAUCCAGUUAUUAGAGAAGGUUAGUUCAGCUGCUGAUUCCAUAGCUCAAGGUGAUCUUGUGUCAAGAAUAGUCCGCUCAGAUCAAGGCUGGCAGCUCCUCCCUACACAAGCGAUAUUCUCCAGUAUCUUACCUGGCGAGUACAUGCGUGGUGGUAUGAGCCUACCAGAGUUCCCUCAGUGGUUGGGUAACUAUUCAAAGACUUCGAAAACCGAUAGAAUAUUGCAGCAGCUGGUUAGUCAUUCCACGUUGAAUUGUUCCUGCAAUAAGACAGAAUUCCUUCUUGAUUACUCUCCGCUAUUGAGUGCUGCACUUACUGCUCCUCUUCAAAACAACGGUGACAAGGAAGGUCCCUCAAGAGUUGUAGAGACACUGAAAGAUUAUGAUUUAACGAGAGAGGACUGGGAAGAUGUGAUAGAGUUGAAUAGUUACUCAGGAAGAGCCUCAGCAUUAUCUACCAUUGACCCAAAGGUAAAAGCAACAUUGACAAGACUGUACAAUAAGGAAGACAUCAAACUGCCAUACAGUGUCAUGACUGUUCGUACGAAGAGAGGAAGAGCUUCACUGGAAGAGGAGGAGGAGGAGGAGAGAGAGGGAGAAGAGGCUGCCAGCAGCAGUGGAGAUGAAGGGGACUUGUCGUCAUUGGGUGUCAAAGCUGUUAAAACUGAUAAAAGAUCAUCCACUGCUAGCAGCAGUAAGAGGAGGAAAAUAAGUAGUAACAAGAAAAAACAGAAGUGAUUUGUAUGAAUUUAUUAGAGGCAGUUUAUCUCUUUAUCUUUGUACUUCACUCGCUCUCUUUAUUAUUAUUAUUAUUAUUAUUAUUAUUAUUAUUAUUAUUAUUAUUAUUAUUAUUAUUAUUACCAGUAUUAGUUUAUUUGUAAUAUUUGUACUGCUACUACAUGGACUCAAAAGUACAUAUGUCACAUCACAUGUACUGCUUUUGAAGAUCAGCUCAAACUUGA
This is a messenger RNA of Amphimedon queenslandica, 3355 nucleotides long. RefSeq names its product replication factor C subunit 1-like. Lineage: Eukaryota; Metazoa; Porifera; Demospongiae; Haplosclerida; Niphatidae. Bases 27 to 3131 code for a protein of 1034 amino acids. The record is from RefSeq and is a predicted model, not a curated record. Gene Ontology annotation, biological process: DNA repair; DNA replication. The transcript has 23 exons. Gene Ontology annotation, cellular component: nucleus; DNA replication factor C complex. Gene Ontology annotation, molecular function: DNA binding; ATP binding; ATP hydrolysis activity.